This is a messenger RNA of Macrosiphum euphorbiae (potato aphid), 2400 nucleotides long. The record is from the annotation of a GenBank genome assembly. NCBI's taxonomy places the organism in Eukaryota, Metazoa, Arthropoda, Insecta, Hemiptera, Aphididae.
AUGGAUGUUUUUGGCAAUGGUAAACGAAAUACUCCAAAACUAAAAGACUCCAUGGGCAGAAAGCAGAAACAAGAUUCAGAAGAAGAAUCUGACUGCCCUGAUCUUGAAUAUAACUAUGGGGAUACAGAUACUCACCUCUGUGAAAUGGCAGAACUGUAUAGUUACUCCGAGUUAGAAGAUUAUCAGACCAAUAUUCAGGAAUUUGAAAGAGUAAUGAAAGCAUUGGACUUUAAACCAUCAUGGCAUAAUUUAAGUAUAGAAAAUAAAAAUAUAGUCGCAUCUAGACUGCUUGAUUCAUUAGAAGUAUCGGACAAAGCAAAACGGAUGAAUGCAGCCAGAUGUGUAUUAUAUUUGUUGCAAGGAUGUUGGGCGGAAUGUCAAUCAGACAAAGAUCAACAGACUAAUGCCAAAGAAAAUAUACUUUUUUUAUAUAAAUUUGGCGUUUAUAAUAUAUUUGUAAAUCUGCUGAAUAUGGAAAUAGAAUCAGUACAAUUUCAUCGAAAAACUCAAAUUAAUUGUACAGAUUCUACAAAUUUAAGAAUCAUUUUGAAUGUGUUGUACACAUUUAUUGAAGUACUUAGAGUGUCAGAAUUUGAAACAGAUGUUGAAUUCAAAGAAUUUAGAGAAAAUCUGUUAUUAGAUAUAGGCUUACCUUAUACAGAAGACCAUUUAAUAGUAAAACUAUUAGGAAUGAUUACUAGAUUUUGCAGUGGAUUGGCAUCAUAUUAUCCAAUGAAAAAAGUUUUAUUGUUGUUGUGGAAGUUAAUUUUAGUUCUACUCGGUGGAAUGGACAAACUGGCUAAUUUAAAAAAUGAAUACCGAAAAAAUGUAGAAUUACCAGAACUUCAAGAAGAUCCAAUUGAAAUAAUUAAAUCGAUGCGGUCAUCUUCACCACCACCAAGUUCCACAGAUAUGAUGAAUGCACAAAAACGUGGCACACGUCAGAAGAGAGGCCUAAUAAAACAGAGUUCAUUAGACGAAUCUCUUGUAGUUAUGGAUUUAUCCUAUCAGAAUGAUGAAGAUUUACAAGACUAUGAAGAUCAGCAACUAGGAAUGGAUGAUAUUUCUAGUAUGAAAAAUAUACAAGAAAUAAAUGAUUAUAGGCCACAAACACCACCAACACCAUUGGUGAUAAAAGGCCUACCAUGGGUACCUAAAGUUCGUCAUAAGGACUUACAAUUUUUUUUGGACCAGACAAGAAUUAAAUUCCUUGGUUUUAAAUUGGACAAUGAUAUCGAGACACUAAUUGGCUUACCUGAUCCCAUACACGAAAGUGUAGCUAUUCUUAAACAAUAUAUGUAUACAUCAUUAGCUGAUUACCAAAUAAAAAAAGAAGAAACAAUUCAAAGAAAUCCUAUAAUUAUGGGCAAUGAUGAUGUUGAACAAACACCUGCGGAAGUUUUAUAUCAGGCGAUGUUGCCAAAUUUACCUCAGCAUAUGAUUGCAUUAUUGAAAAUAUUAUUGGCUGCAUCACCUACUUCAAAAGCUAAAAGUGAUUCAAUCAAUAUAAUUGCUGAUAUAUUACCAGUUGAUGUGCCAAUGUCAUUUUCUGAGUCAGUUAAGCUAGAAACUGAUAUCAAUAGACAGAAAGAAAUUGUAGUAAAAGCUAUAAGUGGUAUAUUGCUCUUACUACUGAAACAUUUUAAAGCAAAUCAUAUUUAUCAAUUUGAGUUUAUCUCUCAACAUCUAGUAUUUGCAAAUUGCAUACCACUUGUAAUCAAGUUUCUGAAUCAAAAUCUCGUAUCUUAUGUAUCAUCUAAAAAUACGAUUCCAAUACUAGAUUUUCCAACAUGUGUUAUUGGUGAUGGACCUGAUCUUUCUUUAGACAACAUUGAAAUAGGAGAGUUUCCGUUAUGUUCAUGGAGAAAUGUUUAUUCUUGUAUUAAUUUAUUAAGAGUCUUGAAUAAAAUAACAAAAUGGAAACACUCACGAAUCAUGAUGCUAGUUAUAUUUAAAUCUGCACCAAUAUUGAAAAAAUCAUUAAAAGUAAGACAUGCUAUGAUGCAACUUUACAUUUUAAAACUGUUGAAAAUGCAAGCAAAAUACCUUGGUCGGGCAUGGAGAAAAUCUAAUAUGAAAACUAUGAGUACAAUAUAUCAAAAAGUUCGACACAGACUAAAUGACGAUUGGGCAUAUGGAAAUGAUCUCGAAGCACGUCCAACUGAUUUUCAAAUUGAAGAACGGUUUUUGAGAUCGGCAGUUGAUAAAUUCCAUGCACGGCGAUACUCUCAACAAUAUGAUGACGAACUUACACCAAGUGAUUUUUCAAUCAAUACCGCUUUGGGAAAACCUGUCAAGUUAUCGGGGGAAUUUAAACAGCAUUACAAGAUUUGGUUGGAUCAAGAAGUGUUUCAGAAUAACAUUGAUUGGAACGCAUUAGUCACAGACUUUGAAAUUUAA